AUGGAGCAGCCUCAAGCCAAAAGAAAGGUUUCCACCGUGUGGGACCAUUUUGAUCUCAUAUCGGAUCCUCAUCUGUUCCGCGGUAUCCUGUCGUGGCCUAACCCCAGUCCAGAGACCGUGCUGUUCUUCAGUGGACGGGUGGAACCACCUCACAACAGCCAGGAUGAUCUCAGAGACGACCUGUCCGCCCAGGAGGGGCAGGCUCUGCUCUGUCUACCGGCAGAGUCCUCCACCCAGCUGGGGGAGGGGCCCGGGCCGAGCGAGACCUCACACGACAGCAUUCGCUCAUCUGACACGGUGCGGCUUCGGCGUUCCUGCCAGCCCGCACACAGUCGCACCAAACACCACUCUGGAUCCAACGUGAGCUUCAGCCACGACACUGAGGGAGGCGAGGACGACCAGGCCCAGGACUUUGCAAUGGGCUGCCCAGAGGUGGAGGCAGAGGACUUUGUGUGUGACUACCACCUGGAGAUGCUGAGCCUGUCACAGGACCAGCAGAACCCAACCAGCAUCCAGUUUGAUCAUCUCUCCUGGCAGUGCCACCUGCCCUCCCUCAAGCCACUGGGCCUCAACAUCAUGCUGAACCUCUGCAACGCCAGCGUCACCCAGCAGCUCUGCCGCUUCUCUGACCACCUGUCCAACCUGGCUCUGCAGGAGAGCCACGGCUCUGUACUGACUGUCUACGUACCCUGGGGGCUCUGUGAGCUCUCCAGGCUCAUAGGAUUCACUCCCGGUGCAAGGGAGCUGUUCAAACAGGAGAACCACUUGGCUCUGUACCAGCUGCCAUCUGGAGAGAAAACCAAGGAGUUAACCUCCCGCCACCUUCAUUACUUCACCAAACGCCAGCCUCCCAUGUCCCACCUCAUCUCUCUGUUCGUACGAGACUCCUCCUCCAAUAACAUCCAGAUGCUGUCACAUGGCUCGGCUGACCUCAUCCUGGAAGCCUGCACUGACUUCUGGGAUGGAACUGAUAUCUACCCCCUGUCGGGCUCAGACAGAAAGAAGGUCCUGGACUUCUACCAGCGGGCCUGUCUGUCAGGUUACUGCUCAGCCUUUGCCUACAAACCCAUGCAAGUGUCACUGUCAAGCCAACUCAAUGGGAAGUGUGUAGAACUGGCCCCCGGUCCCAGCCUCUUCUCUGGAGUGGAGCUGCCCUCCACCACCCCCAUCAAAUACAACUCCUGUAGGAACAGCUGGAGCUCAGAUGAGGGUAUAGGUGAGGGGGUGGAGCGUGAGGACUGCGUCCAGGCCCUGAGUGGGCAGAUCUUCAUGGGAAUGGUGUCGUCUCAGUUCCAGGCGAGGCUGGACACAGUCCGGCUUAUCGAUGCCCUGGUCACAGCUUGCAUCCGCUUUGUUUACUUUUCUAUGGAGGAUGAGCUCCGCAGCAAGGUUUUUGCUGAGAAGAUGGGUUUAGAGACGGGCUGGAACUGCCACAUCUCUCUGACCCCAAACGGAGACAGUCCCUGUGAUGGAGCUCCAUCCAGCCCCAGUCACGGUUCCCUGCACGAAGACCUGAACCAAGAUUCUCGGGAUGAAGCAGAAGGUCCUUUGCUGCCAGAGGAGGAAGCCCACUCUGACUUAGCCAGUUUCCAGCCCACAGACAGUGAUGUGCCCAGCUUCCUGGAGGACUGCAACAGGGCCAAGCUACCUCGUGGGAUCCACCAGGUCCGUCCUCAUCUGAAGAACAUUGAUAAUGUGCCUCUUUUGGUGCCACUCUUCACUGACUGCACCCCUGACACCAUGUGUGAGAUGAUGAAGAUCAUGCAGGAGAACAGGGAGGUUACAUGCUGUCUGGGAAGCUCCGCCAAUUUCCGCAACAGCCGCCUGUUCCUACAGAGUGACAUCAGCAUCGCUCUGGACCCUCUGUACCCGUCUCAGUGUUUGUGGGAGACGUUUGGCUAUGCCACCGGAGGAGGCUUCAACGGAGACGCUGAGGGUCUGUCUCCUCUGAGACUCUCAGGACAGCUCAACAGUCUGGGCUGCUCUGUCACCUUCCACCAAGGAGAGAGCGUCAGCAUGGUCAAGCUCAUAGAGCAGGCGCGACACACGACCUAUGGCAUCCGCAAAUGCUUCCUCUUCCUGCUGCAGUGUCAGCUCAGUCUGGUCAUCAUCCAGUUCUUAGCCUGUCUGGCUCAGCUUCCUCCUCCAAUGAACACCACUGACAUCCUCUGGCUGUCCUGCUUCAGCUGCCCACUUCUAAGUGUGUCACUUCUGGGGAAGCCUCCAGACACUUCAGUCAUGGCAGUUGCCACAGGGAAGAACCUAGAUUUCAUUCCAAGAAAGACCCAGAACUACUUCCUUGGCUGUUUCCUGUUGAAGUUUGCUCUGACAGUGUGUGCCUACCUGUUGGCCUUUGGGUUUACGCUGCAGGAGGUCUGCCUAAGCAGAGGCAACAACACCACCAUCACCUGCCACAUACUCACAGCCAGCUCUUCAGACGAGGCUCCUCAGUGGUUCAGUGAGCUGUCUAAUGGCCUGCUGCUGACUCAGAAGGUCAUGGCAGGGUUCCUCGUCUUACACACAGUGGUGAUCUCCCUCAGCUACGUCCACCGCUCUCAGCCUCUGUGGAGAAAGAGUCCGUUCAGCAAUACCUGGUGGUGUCUCACUGUACCUGUGGUUCUGCUCAGCCAGAUUGUUCAGGCCUCAGUGGAUUACCAGUUGUGGCGCGACCGGGGCAACCUCCCGACCUUUAACCUUGGUGACAUACCGCUGCUAGCCUGGAUGCUGGUCUCUCUGUCCAUGCUGCUGCUGGUGGUGGUCAAUGAGGUGGUGAAGCUACACGAGAUACGCAGGUAGCUGCAUCUGUCUGAGUGGGACUCCAGCUCGGAUGAG
Messenger RNA from Toxotes jaculatrix (banded archerfish), 2832 nucleotides. Its product is annotated as transmembrane protein 94-like. Gene Ontology annotation, molecular function: nucleotide binding. Lineage: Eukaryota; Metazoa; Chordata; Actinopteri; Toxotidae. The transcript has 21 exons. The record is from RefSeq and is a predicted model, not a curated record. Bases 1 to 2796 code for a protein of 931 amino acids.